AUGUGUCCCUCUGUGUUUCUGGCAACUUUUAUCCCUGGUAACAUUUACUCUGUGUCCGAGGCAACCUUCACCCCUUGUAACAUUUACCCUGUGUCUCUGGCAACCUUUAUCCCUGGUAACAUUUACUCUGUGUCCCAGGCAACCUUCACCCCUUGUAACAUUUACCCUGUUUCUCUGGCAACCUUCAUCCUUGGUAACAUUUACUCUGUGUCCCAGGCAACCUUCACCCCUGGUAACAUUUAUCCUGUGUCCCAGGCAACGUUCAUCCCUGGUUACAUUCACCAUGUGUUCCUGGCAACCUUCAACCCUGGUAACGUUUACCCUGUGUCCCUGGCAACCGUCAUUCCUGGUAACAUUUACCCUGUGUCCCUGGCAACCUUAAUCCCUGGUAACAUUUACCCUGUGUUCAUGGCAACCGUUAUCCCUGGUAACAUUUACCCUGUGUGCCUGACAACCGUUAUCCCUGGCAACAUUUACCCUGUGUCUCUGGCAACCUUCACCCCUGGUAACAUUUACCCUGUGUCCCUGGCAACCUUCAACCCUGGGAACAUUUACCCUGUGUCCCUUGCAACCUUCUUCCGUGGUAACAUUUACCCUGUCUCCCUGGCAACCUUCAUCCCUGAUAACAUUUACUCUGUGUCUCAGGCAACCUUCAUCCCUGGUAACAUUUACUCUGUAUCCCAGGCAACCUUCAUCCCUGGUAACAUUUACCCUGUGUCCCUGGCAACCUUCAUCCCUGGUAACAUUUACCCUGUGUCCCUGGCAUCCUUCACCCCUGGUAACAUUUACCCUGUGUCUCUUGCAGCCUUCAUCCCUGGUUACAUUUACCCUGUGUCCCUGGCAACUUAA
Mizuhopecten yessoensis (Yesso scallop) is the source of this 849-nucleotide messenger RNA. RefSeq lists its product as uncharacterized. The transcript has a single exon. Lineage: Eukaryota; Metazoa; Mollusca; Bivalvia; Pectinida; Pectinidae. The record is from RefSeq and is a predicted model, not a curated record. Bases 1 to 849 code for a protein of 282 amino acids.